AUGAAGUUUGGCAAACAGCUGCAGGAGGAGCUUCGAGCAGAAUGGUGCAAGCACUAUGUGGACUACAAAGUUCUGAAGAAGGCGCUGAAGCCCGAGGCGCCGGCAGUGCCAGCCUUCUUUGACCUCCUCAAGAGUGAGGUGCAAAAGGUCCAAAGUUUCAUCCAGCAGCAACAUGAGGCUCUCUGGAAGGUCAUGUCUGCUGGCUUUGCGGGUGACUUCAACAAUGCGGCAAAGCAAUGUGAAGUAUUCACCGUCUUGGAGACGUUGGUGGCCUCCAUCCAACACAUUCACAGCUUCGCGGCCCUGAACCAACUGGCCUUGCACAAGAUCAUCAAGAAGGCUGACAAGAAGUUGGGUCAGGUCAACGAGUGCUUCAGCCCUGAGUGGAACCUGGUCCCCAGCGCGGAGAACAUUGUGGUGUGGCUGCUGGUGCCAGCAGAGAAGUGCCUAAGGUUGGUGACGGAUUGUUCUAAAGGCGGUUCGCAACCUCUGCGGCAGUUCCACUUUUGGGUCCAGGAGCUGCGUGCCGGCGCUGUGCUGGCAAGGUCUCAGAUGACCGGAGCGGCAGGUUUAAACACCAUGCACCUGCGACUGCAACUCACCUGCGGCAAGGACGUGCAAUGUCGCAUCAGGAACACCUUCAUCGAUGUUGCGCAGAAGGAUGAGCACCGCACGCGUUCAAGCUCACUCCCCCCACGUGAAGAAUUGAGAGCCCAGGGCAAGGAGCUCGUGCCGUUGGAACCCAGAUGUGUCAUCGAUGUGCCGGAGGCUGAAGAGGAAGAGGUUUCGGAAGAGGUUGCAGUCGACAGCGAGUCGACCGAGAGCUUCCCAGCGGCUCCACCGGCUUGGGACGAGGACGAGACCUGCCUAGGUUUGCAGGACUGGAAGACGAGACAGGUCGCGUGCUCUUGGAGCAGAGAGGUCAAACCAAGCGCAUCGGCUGCCUGGGACAAGGGCAAAGGCCAGUCGGCCGUCGGGGCCUGCGUGGCCCUGCGCACGGCCGCGGGGCGGCGGGGGCGGGUGAGGCGGCGAGCCGAGGCGAUCUUCGGCGGGGUCUGGAAAGGCAGCUGGGCGCAGGUGCUGGAGGACGCCGCUGCAUCUCUGCGUCCGCGCCUCGGAAAAAAAGAGCGAUGCUCAUCAGCGGCCCCGGCGUGCGUGGCCUUCAUAGGGGGCGGCUUGGUGGCGGAGGCUGGGGGCAUGCCAGAAGCCGCCGACGCGCUGGCGCAGAGACUGCGUCUGCCGCAGCUGGUGGCGUGCGUGGUGGAUGGUUCCAUAGGCCACGACCUCUCGCGCUCCAAGUCCCGGUGGCCCUUGCGUUUGUUCCACCGCUGGCUUCAAAUUCUACGACAGUGGACAGAGCGAAGACCGCCGGUGCGCGAGCUGGAGUCGGACAUGAGCUUGUCCUUGGCCUUCUUCAACUGCAGGGCUACUCCAGUGGUGAUCUCCACUGCCGAUCUGCAGGCAGAGGAGGACCUGAGCUUGAAGUCUGGGAAGUCUGGCGCCGGUUUCAAGCAAGUUGCGAGAGGUGCCCCGUUCGGCGCUGAACUCGAGAAGGACAUCUCGGCCGCGGUGAUUCUGGCAGAUGGUCUGGAGGCCGCAGAGCUGGCAGCGGCCCGCGUGGCAGAAGCUUUCCCCCAAGCGGCCCAGGUGGGCGCAGUGGGCGCUCAGCUAGCCGGAAGGAAGGGCAGACCAACGCCCUGCCUGGCAGCCAUAGGGGCCGAUGGUGGCUGGCCCGCGGGGCCCUGUGGCUCCGUGCGACUGGCCAAGGGCGCGGUAGCGCUUCUGCUUCGGAACGUGCGCCUGGAGGCCAUCUCUUGCGGCGGGAUGCGAGGACUUGGGCCCGAGCUCAACGUGACGGAUCUCUCCAAGCGCGACACCGUGGAGCGGUUUGGGGACCCGGCCUGGCCGACCAUCAUGAAGGUCUUCCAGCAGGCGUCUCUGGAGGAGCAGCUGCUUCUCCGCUCGCACUCCCUGGUCGUUAGCGUACGCAACCCUGGAGAGCAACAAUGCCAAAUCCGCCGGCUGAAGCAUGAGCCGAAGGAAAGCGCAGUGAUCAUUCCAGGCACCGAUCUCCGCGUGGGCUCCAAGAUUCAACUUCUGGUGAGACAUCAAGGCGUGGCCGAGGAAGACCUGACCAUGCUGCAGGAUCGCCUGGCUCUUGAGCGCACCGUGUCGCCGGCGCCCCUGCUGGGUUGCUUGGUCCUUGCAGACCGCGCGCGAGGCCAGGCGCUCUUCGGCCGCGAGGCCGACGGCCCCGUGGCCGCGGCCUCGGGCGCCGCGGUCUGCGGCUGCUUCUGCCGGGGCCAGCUGGCGGUGCCCAGCGGGGUGCGGCCGCGGUCCCAGCGCCUCAGCGCGGUCUUCGGGUUCUUCUUCGAGGCUUAG
This is a messenger RNA of Effrenium voratum, 2382 nucleotides long. The record is from the annotation of a GenBank genome assembly. NCBI's taxonomy places the organism in Eukaryota, Dinophyceae, Suessiales, Symbiodiniaceae.